Molecule: messenger RNA, 3579 nt
Organism: Ostreobium quekettii
Lineage: Eukaryota; Viridiplantae; Chlorophyta; Ulvophyceae; Bryopsidales; Ostreobiaceae
Source: the annotation of a GenBank genome assembly
AUGUCUAACGCCAGACUGAGGGAGGUGCUCAACGCGGGCAACACGGCGAAGGAGAAGGGCCCGCCGGUGGCGGACGGCGUGCUGUCGCCCACGCCGGACACGCCGGAGGCGGUGGAACUGCGGUCUCGGCGGUCCGCGAUUGACUGCGUGGCCACCAGCUCGUCGUACCUGGAGGAGGACAGCGACGGGCCCCUGCCGCAUGAGCUAUACGGCAAGUUCACGUGGAAGAUCGAGAAUUUCUCUGAGACCAGCAAGCGGGAGCUCCGGAGCACCGUGUUCGAAGUGGGCAGCUACAAGUGGUAUAUCUUGGUCUACCCACAGGGCUGCGAUGUUUGCAACCACCUUUCACUCUUCCUGUGUGUGGCAGACUACGACAAACUUUUGCCAGGCUGGAGCCACUUCGCUCAGUUCACUAUUGCAGUGGUGAACAAGGACCCCAAAAAGUCGAAAUAUUCAGAUACGUUGCAUCGGUUCUGCAAGAAAGAACAUGACUGGGGCUGGAAGAAGUUCAUGGAGCUCUCAAAGGUUUUGGAUGGUUUCACUGUGUCUGACACACUGGUGAUUAAGGCACAAGUACAGGUUAUCAGGGACCGCGUUGACCGGCCGUUCCGCUGUCUGGAUCCCCAGUACCGGAGGGAGCUUGUCCGUGUCUACCUCACAAAUGUUGAGGGGAUAUGCCGACGGUUCGUCGAGGAGCGUCGUGAGAGGAUGGUGUGGGUGAAAGAGGACCCUGGGGCGUUCCAGAGGUUUUGGAGGGCCCUCGAUGAUGAUAUCAAGAAGGAGGCCGUCCAGGAACUGGAGGAGAUCGUGCUGAAGGGUGUUGUAAAGCGCUUCUUCAAUGAGAAGGAGGUGACUUCAACACUUGUCAUGGAUGCGCUCUUCUGUGGAUGCAGACAGCUCGAAGAGAACACGAGGCUGUGGUUUGAGGGGAAGAUUGCGACGGCUGAUCCUCCAAAUGUGAUAGUCGACGGCCAACAGGGUGUGUUCUUUCUGGGGGGUGACAUCCUUCAAGUGCUUGAGAACGCAGCCAAUGAAAUUAUUCCAAUAUGUGGCCGAGACGAAAAGGCAGCAGAUGGUUCUGCUAUGCGCAGUGGCCAGGAGGAUGAGUCUGUCAAGGACACCAUCGAACGUGAUGAGCUGCGCUUGGCUGAGCUUGGGAGGCGGACGGUGGAGAUGUAUGCCAUCUCCCACAUCUUUGCGGAGCACCUUGAGGUUGCAUAUCGUGAAGCAGAGUCGCUAAAACGUCAAGAGGCUCUCAUAAGAGAAGAGGAAGAAGCAGAACGUCUGGAGGAAUACCGAUUGCAGAUCAAGGCUCAGGCUGAGAGGGAGAGGAGAAUGAAAAAGAAGGAAAAGAAGAGGGCACGCAAAGAGGCUGAACGUGUUCGCCGUGAAGCUGAAGAGUCUGAAAAACAGCGCAUGGAGGACAUAAAGCGUGAGGAGGAGGAUCGCAAGAGGAGGGAGGCAGAGGAGAAAAGAAGGAUGCUUGAAGAAGAACUGGAACGCCAGCAUCAAAAGGCACUUGAGGAAGCAGCUGUUCGUUCCAGGGAAGCUGACAGACGCAGGCAGAAAGAACAGGAGGCCGAGGCAAGCACAAGUACAGCAUGCCAGGAGCAGCCCACAACCAGCGAAGCGCAAACAGAGCCAGCGCUGGAGCGGCAGAGCAUGCGCAAAGCUGAAGAGCGGCCACCCACAAAGGAGCCUCUGUCGUCUCGGCCGUCCUCUUCCCAGUCCUCCUCAGAAAAUGUGCGAAAGCCCUUGGAUCCUCUUCCACGCAUCAAUGGCACCAUCCCGCAGAGGCCCACUGAGCCCAUCCAGUCACCAUCCAGCCUGACACCCUGUGCCGGGACAAGAAGCCCUCCAGUGGCCAAUGGCAUCAGCCAUGCGCCCACAUCAGUGGCCACCUUGCGAGCCCGCAUCAAGGAGCUGGAAAAGUUGCUUGGGGAGAGAGAUCUGGAGGUCACCAAGCUGAAGGCACAGGUGGCCGAGUAUAGGGCCAGGGAGCUGGAGCACAAGGCGCAGACGAGCGGGGCCAUGAGGGAGUUGCCUGGGCUGACACCUCGAAUCACUCAGGUUUCCCAUGCCUCCCAGACCCAGGGCAAUGCGCUGGCCACAGCUCCGGCAGCUGGUACACUUGUGGCUGAUGCUGAGGCGCCCAGCACCACCACAAGUUCUCGGCCCUCAAGUCGGGCCAGCAGCACUGAGAUGAACCACCUGCACCGCGCGGCUCAGCCUGGUGUACAGCAGCAGACCGUGGCUGCGGGCACAACAACUGUGGGUCUUGCAAACCCCGCAGCUCCAGCACCCCAGGUGAGCAAUGCGAGCAGCAACAUCGGAGACAAGAGUCGGUCUGUUCCAUCUGUGGCAGGGAGCACAGCCAGCCCAGCAGCCCUGCCUGCAGUGCCAUCCAGCGCCAGUCGUGGUCCAGAUCAGCCACGUCCAAAGGAGCCUGCCCCAGGCAAGGCCCCAGUAGCCACGCAGCAGGAUCUGAGCCAGUCGUCAACCAAGUCAGGCGGCCCUGACAGCAGUCGGACGACACAGGACACGCCUCGCAGCACAGGCAGCAGCAUGGGAAGUGGUACAGCACCCUCGCAGCGUGCAGUGGGGAGUGCAGGUGCAGCCACACCGGGGCUGCCUGGGGGCCAGCAAGGGAAUGGCCCCAAGUCCCAAGGCUCGCCGGUGGCAGCAGCAUCCUCUGCCACGGCCUCAUAUCAGUAUGCCUCCCUCGGAAUGGCAACAGGGGGCCAUGGCGUGCAACAGGACCUGGCCAUGUCUCCUGCACAGCAGGCUGCCAGGUCUGCUGCACAUGGAGGUCGCCCAGAGGGCAUGCUGGGCACGCCUUACGGUGCCCCUGGCCCAUCUCCAGGCCCCACCUCGUCGCUGAUGCCUGUCGGAGGAGGUCAGCCUGUGGCAUCCCCUUUCAUGAGUCGAAACGCCCCUUUUGGUCCCCACCCACAGCCCCAGGGGCAUGGGUAUGCAUCCAUGCAGUCCCACCCUCACGUGGGGGUGCAUCAGGGACCCAUGGGUCAUCAGGGACAGCAACACGGGAUUGCACAGCAGCAGGUUGGAGUGUCUGGUCCACUGGGCGUCUCGUGUAGCCCCAGCCUGAUGCCCCUGCAGAAGCCUCCACCAAUGGCCCAUGGCAUGCACCCCCACGGCGCCCAGGGGGUUCACAUGAACCAUCAAGGCCCGGUGCACUCUCAGAAUGCGGAGUCCAGGAGAAUGGCGGGGGACUCUUCGGGGAGGAUGCCCAAUGGGUUUCGGCCUUUCAUGGCCGGAAACUAUGGCAGUAUGGGUGGACCUGGGGCGCAGGGGGCGCACAGUCAGCCAUUGGUCGGGAGGGCCCACUCAGCUCACGAGUCUGUCUUGGGCUCAAUCGCGGAUUCGAUUCAUGGCCCAGGCCUGAAGAGCUCGGACAUGGGGUACAUGGCAUCCAGCCAUUACAUGAUGCACCAGCGGCCACCGAUGAACUUCUCGUCGCCAGUGACACCAAAGCAGCAUUCCGAUCCUGGAGCACAGGGCAGCGAGACGCCUCUCGAUGAUUUUGCACACAUGGGACUCAUCCAAGACCUGUUGGAGUAG